Molecule: messenger RNA, 2192 nt
Organism: Neltuma alba
Lineage: Eukaryota; Viridiplantae; Streptophyta; Magnoliopsida; Fabales; Fabaceae
Product: putative F-box/FBD/LRR-repeat protein At4g26350
Exons: 4
Coding region: 709-1929 (406 amino acids)
Molecular function (GO): protein binding
Source: RefSeq, a predicted model, not a curated record
CACCAGGAAACGCCCCAUGCAUCCGCAGAAACUUCAGUGACCAAAAUGGCAUCCUAACUGUCUCUUUGAUCUUCGCUAGCGAGAUAAUCAACAUAUUGAAGAGUAGUCCUAUGGGUAUGGCAAAUCUUCACAUCCCAGUCAUCAACAAUUAGAUCACGGAUCUGAUCGAUAGUGAUCUUCACAUCACGACGCCGUUUUCUGCUUCUCGCUUCUCGUGGAUUAUAGUUGUAUUCUUUUGCUGCAAAACUCGAAAAAAUUGUCCUCCUCAUCGGCUCGUCAUUCCCCCGUUGCCGAUCGUGCUCGUUUAACUGUUUAAGUCUUCGUCACCGUCGCCCCCCGUCGUCCUUUUCGCUGCUGCCCACCGUCGCUCAGAUGCCCAUCGCCGUCUGCAGAAGAGAGGCUGUGAAAUAUUCUUCCAGGUGAAGACUUAAUUGAGCACGAACAGGAAUGAUGGGGACGAUUUGUUUGAUCUUAUAACAUCACACCUCUGUUUUGCAGCAAAAUGGCGUUAAUGCAGGGCAAUACAAGAAGCUGAUUGCUGAGAAAUAGAGAAGGGCGUCUUCUAGCCUAAGUCAAGGGAAAUGGACAGAGUCGAUUAGUGGAGAUUAGGAAAACAUGAGGCUUCAUUUUUGAACUUCUAUAAACACAUCUUCAGCCAUCUAUAGCAGUCAUUCGUUUUGCUCAUACCCCUUCUUGUUCAUCGUUGGUAUGUCCACAAACAAAAGGAACAGAACAAAAGUAGAAAUGAGAGAGAGGAUCAGUAGUUUGCCAGACUCAUUGCUUCUUCAUAUUCUCUCUUUUCUUCACACCAGAGAUGCUGUUGCUACGAGCCUCUUGUCCAAGAGGUGGAGACCACUCUGGCGCUCCAUUCCCAAACUUGAAUUUGACGACACUAAUUUUCAUAGUCUUGAAUUCUUCCUUCAAUUUGUAGAUGCAGCUCUCCUCUUAGUUCAUUUGAAUUCUGUUCAAAUGUUUGUUCUCAAGUGUAAGCGUUUCCCUGUGCCCACUGUUAAGGUUAACAUUUGGGUUAACGCAUUGGUCAGUUACAAAUUAAGGCAUCUAGAGCUAUAUUUUCCAAGAGAUUUUAUUAGGUUGCCCUCUAGCAUUUUCAUCUGCAAUACCAUUAGUGUCUUAAAGUUGACUAGGUUGAGUUUGAGUAAUAUUUCUACAGUUAAUCUGCCUUCACUUAAAGUCUUGCAUUUGAAGGAGGUUCGAUUUUCAAAUUUUGAAUGUGUGGGAAGGCUUCUUUCUAAUUGUUUUCGUCUUGAAGAAUUGGUGCUAAAUCUUUUGUUAAUACCUUAUGAGCAUUCAGGGCACGACAUUGCGAGGUUUAAUCAUUUGUUACUCGCAGAUAUUCCACUAUUUGGAUUCCCAAUAGAAGCUUUUUCUAAUGUUCAAUUUCUUAGCUUAUGUCAGGAAGAUAUAGGAUAUCCUUCUGAUAUUCCAACAUUUCAGAAUUUAAUCCAGCUACAAAUUGAGGAAUUCUCUUAUAUCAGUUGGAGCAUAGUGAGCUUGCUCCAAGGCUUCCCCAAGCUUCAAAGUUUUAUAAUUCAUAAGUAUGGUGAUUAUGAUUCAGAUGAUGGUGAUUAUGAUUCAGAUGACGAAUGUUUGAUGGAAUUUUCAACACCUAAUGUUCCUCCAUGUGUUUCAUCUCACCUGAAGGAGUGUGCUAUUUUUGGCUUCAAAGGCUCCAAACUUGAAUUUGAAAUUGUAAAAUUUAUAAUGGAGAAUGCAACAGUGUUGAGGACUGUCAUUGUUGGGAGCGCUGGCACAUGUGAAAGGAAAGACUUUGAAAUGCUCAAAGAGUUAUCGUCAUACACCAGAUGCUCUUCAAAUUGUAGACUUAUUUAUGAUAUAUUUGGGGAAAAUACUGAGGAGGCGAUGAGAAAAUUCUUGAAAAUUAGGAAGCCAUCAGUUCCUCCAACUUGAGUUAUUGAAAUUAGAAGUUUGGAGAAGGGUCGUGAACUUCGUUACAUACUUCUGAAAGUUUAAGAUCAUUUGGUGCAUCAGAUAUUAUAUGUAACGACCCUGCAAACUUCUUGUAUUUGGUUCCUUUAAUGCUGGACUUUUUUCCCCUUAAUGUUCACACUAUUAUAUCCAUUUCAUUUGGAAGUAUUUGAAGGCCCGUAGACUUGUUUAAUUCCCAAGAUUCAGUGUUGGAUGAAUCAUCACAAAUAGUAUAAUCUUGUGCA